UCUUUUACCUUGGUGGGAGAACAUAAAGAGAAAUCUGUAAGGAGGUCAACAUUUAGGCAGCUGGGCAGUAGAACAGGACCAGCCUUCUCAGGAAGGAUCAUAUUCCUCUUCCAGGGACACUUCCCUCAGGAGUCUUGACACUACUUUGAGAUCAGUUCCUGCUCUUUAGGCCUCAUGGAGCCAGAAGCCUUAAAAAUAUGUCCUUAUAUCCCAACUCACAAGAUGCCAGCUAGCAGAUUACAGUACCACCUGGUGUUAUGCAAAAAGAAAAAUCCAAACAUAGCUAAAAAGAUGGCUAACUGCAAGUAUAAUGCUUGUCAUGUGGUUCCAAUCAAAAGACUCAAGGAACAUGAGGCUAACUGUGUCUGCAGAACUGCUAUCGAUGAUGAGCCAAUUAAUCUUCCCUUGUUUAUUUCUACAAGUUUGGAAUUAAAUGAAAAACUUUCUAAUGGUGCCAGUCAGAUUGCUGACCCGAUUGUCUGGAAUGUAGGUAACAUGCAUCACUCUUCUCCAUUCAUUCUUAAGACUUUUACUCCAAAACUCCUGGUUUGUGAAAGUGACUCAAGAGACCUAAAAAAAGAGGCUAUGGCUGAUAACAACCCUAGCAACAAUAAAAGACAAAAAAAAAGGUCAGAAAAACUGAUAGAGAAGAGUGGAUUAAAGAAUCAGCAGACCAAAGAUUUAUUUUCCAGUCUUUUUUAAGCUUUAUGGAACUCUUAAUUGUGGAGUGGGGAAUGUAAUUCAGUUGCAGAGUACUUGCCUUGCAUGCAUGAGGCCCUGGGUUCAAGCCCCAGCACAGUAAAAGAAAAAUCUUAACUGUCAAGUUUUAAUGACAACUCUUACUUUGGCAUUUCACCAUGUUUUAAUUUGUUUAAAUAAAGAUAAUUUUUUCUAUCACAAGUUCCAUUUGGUUUCUUAUUC
Molecule: messenger RNA, 921 nt
Organism: Cavia porcellus (domestic guinea pig)
Lineage: Eukaryota; Metazoa; Chordata; Mammalia; Rodentia; Caviidae
Product: gametocyte-specific factor 1-like
Exons: 8
Coding region: 175-702 (175 amino acids)
Source: RefSeq, a predicted model, not a curated record